Oryza sativa Japonica Group (Japanese rice) is the source of this 2145-nucleotide messenger RNA. RefSeq names its product palmitoyl-acyl carrier protein thioesterase, chloroplastic. Gene Ontology annotation, molecular function: fatty acyl-[ACP] hydrolase activity; acyl carrier activity. Gene Ontology annotation, biological process: fatty acid biosynthetic process. Lineage: Eukaryota; Viridiplantae; Streptophyta; Magnoliopsida; Poales; Poaceae. The record is from RefSeq and is a predicted model, not a curated record.
GCUCCGCGUCGUGUGAGUUGGCGAGCCCGAGGAGCGGAGGCGGCCACAAGUCUAAUCCGCGUCGUCUGCGCGUUCGUGGGCGAGGAGGAGAAAGAAGAGGAGGAAGAGAGGGAAGGGGGCUUGAUUUGAUUUGGGCGCGUCUCGUGGAGUAUCCGGUUGCCCCUUCUAGUGUGUAACUUGGAGCAAAUUUGGACCCUGAGACGCAAAUCAGUCAUGGCUGGUUCUCUUGCGGCGUCUGCAUUCUUCCCUGUCCCAGGGUCUUCCCCUGCAGCUUCGGCUAGAAGCUCUAAGAACACAACCGGUGAAUUGCCAGAGAAUUUGAGUGUCCGCGGAAUCGUCGCGAAGCCUAAUCCGUCUCCAGGGGCCAUGCAAGUCAAGGCGCAGGCGCAAGCCCUUCCUAAGGUUAAUGGAACCAAGGUUAACCUGAAGACUACAAGCCCAGACAAGGAGGAUAUAAUACCGUACACUGCUCCGAAGACAUUCUAUAACCAAUUGCCAGACUGGAGCAUGCUUCUUGCAGCUGUCACGACCAUUUUCCUGGCAGCUGAGAAGCAGUGGACUCUGCUUGACUGGAAGCCGAAGAAGCCUGACAUGCUGGCUGACACAUUCGGCUUUGGUAGGAUCAUCCAAGACGGGCUGGUGUUUAGGCAAAACUUCUUGAUUCGGUCCUACGAGAUUGGUGCUGAUCGUACAGCUUCUAUUGAGACAUUAAUGAAUCAUUUACAGGAAACAGCUCUGAACCAUGUGAAAACUGCUGGUCUCUUAGGUGAUGGUUUUGGUGCUACGCCGGAGAUGAGCAAACGGAACUUAAUAUGGGUUGUCAGCAAAAUUCAGCUUCUUGUUGAGCGAUACCCAUCAUGGGGAGAUAUGGUCCAAGUUGACACAUGGGUAGCUGCUGCUGGCAAAAAUGGCAUGCGUCGAGAUUGGCAUGUUCGGGACUACAACUCUGGUCAAACAAUCUUGAGGGCUACAAGUGUUUGGGUGAUGAUGAAUAAGAACACUAGAAGACUUUCAAAAAUGCCAGAUGAAGUUAGAGCUGAAAUAGGCCCGUAUUUCAAUGGCCGUUCUGCUAUAUCAGAGGAGCAGGGUGAAAAGUUGCCUAAGCCAGGGACCACAUUUGAUGGCGCUGCUACCAAACAAUUCACAAGAAAAGGGCUUACUCCGAAGUGGAGUGACCUUGAUGUCAACCAGCAUGUGAACAAUGUGAAGUAUAUUGGUUGGAUACUUGAGAGUGCUCCAAUUUCGAUACUGGAGAAGCACGAGCUUGCAAGCAUGACCUUGGAUUACAGGAAGGAGUGUGGCCGUGACAGUGUGCUUCAGUCGCUUACCGCUGUUUCAGGUGAAUGCGAUGAUGGCAACACAGAAUCCUCCAUCCAGUGUGACCAUCUGCUUCAGCUGGAGUCCGGAGCAGACAUUGUGAAGGCUCACACAGAGUGGCGACCGAAGCGAGCUCAGGGCGAGGGGAACAUGGGCUUUUUCCCAGCUGAGAGUGCAUGAGCGCUUCUGUAGUUUAUCCGGCAAGUAACCUCUUUGAGAAGUGCAGAUUCUAACUUGGCUAGCAACACAGGACAAAUGAUUGUUGGUGGGAAAUUUGGCAUGCCGAGCCUGGGUUUUGUGAUGCACACAGCACACAUUCAGAUUUGAAGAUUGAGAGAUGCUUCUUAUUGGCAGCUUGUUCAGAAAGAUGACUAAGCGGUUUGGGAUAAAAUCAGCUGAUUGGGAAACAUUAGCAGGAUGAUAAGCAUGACUGGUGGUACCAAUGAAAAGGGUUGAAAUCCUUUGCAUUGUUCAUUUGUUGUGGAGCAAGAGUGGCCGCAGUUGCUUAUCACACAGGAUGAUGGAGGUGUUUGUGUGAAGCUUAUUGCUGAAGCUGGAUUGUUUUUGACCUGUGUUUCUAAAAGAAAAGGGAAAAGAAGAAGCUGUGGAUUGAGGCCGGAGCAGCAGAGAUAUUACAAUCGACAUAGAUAAAUAAGAUGUAAUACUAAUUUAGCCCAGGUGGUUUGUGUGUGGAGAUGCAAUCCAUUGUAGUAACAGCCUAACUUGUACAUUCUUGCCAUCUUUUUCUUAUUAAUUGAAUGAAUGAAUCGCAGACCUCCUGCGUUUUCAUCAAUAAUUGAAAUGACUUCUGCUUCAUCAAGAAUUGAA